Molecule: messenger RNA, 6438 nt
Organism: Esox lucius (northern pike)
Lineage: Eukaryota; Metazoa; Chordata; Actinopteri; Esociformes; Esocidae
Gene: slx4
Product: SLX4 structure-specific endonuclease subunit homolog (S. cerevisiae)
Exons: 13
Coding region: 344-6184 (1946 amino acids)
Biological process (GO): interstrand cross-link repair; resolution of meiotic recombination intermediates; DNA replication
Cellular component (GO): Slx1-Slx4 complex; nucleus
Molecular function (GO): enzyme binding
Source: RefSeq, a predicted model, not a curated record
CGUCAAGUCUUGUCACGUGACAGGAACCAUCCAGGAGAAAGCGGUCGGUUUUGAAAGCAAAUUGCCAAAUUAUCUCGUAGUAGAGUCUACUAAUGCCAUUGCAUCGCACUCGUCUCCUACAUUUUCGAGUACUAAUGACACCGGAACUCGAACCAUGCAGGUUAUAUGGGCUGAAUAGGAAUUUUCACAAAUGAACCCGACGUUAAACACGUUAGCUAGCUAACUACACUGUAUUACAUUCCCCACCAUGGGUAGUGAUCUAUCUUAGCCACUAUUGUAGCUAGUAAAACAAUGCAGCUAGCUAGCUAUCCAAUGUAGCGAAACGCAGACAACAGUUGUUACGAUGGACGACUCAGAUCAAGACUUCGUAGACCUCCGCUCCAAAUUGCUCAAACGAGUCCGUAGGAAAGCUGGCGAAACCGUGUCGGAGAGGAAGACUAAUGUGGCAGAGUCGUCGUCCCAGGACUCUACCAAAGACGUACCCCCCACCAAGAGGCAGGCGAUUAGGAGGAAGAAAAAUGUUGGAAUAACUUUCAAAGGCCCUCUGGGUAGGAGCGUUAAAACCCAACACAUUUGUGAUCAACUUAACCUAGUUCCCUCUAAUCCAGAUAUAUCUAAACCGGCAUUGGUAAUUGGAGUUGCUGAGGUCGGUGAUGGGGAGAAUUCUCAGAGAGCGAAAGACAAAGUAUUACACAGGAUGCAGCAGUUUAGGAGAGUCAGUCCACAGAAGCUUGUGCAUGGUGGAAGGAGUCCGCUUGCUGAGGCAGAGGACAUCAGUGACACACUGCCACAAUGUUCAGAACCUUCAACCUCCGCCCCCCCCCACUCGCCUGGACCCGCUUCCACUCCCAUACCACCGGACCCCCGGGUGGGGGACUCGGACGAGGCCCUGGCCCUUCGUUUACAGGAGGAGCUGGACAGAGAGGCCCAGAGUGGGGCGGUGGACCUGGAGCGGGGUGGCCUGUUCUUCUGUCAGCUCUGCCAGAGAGACCUGUCAACCUUGAGCCCUGCAGGACGCACACAACACAUCAACAGGUGUUUAGACGAGAGCGAGGACGGUACCGCGACCCACGCUCCCCCCGCGCCUCCCCGCAUCCCAGAGUGCCCCAUCUGUGGUAAACGGUUCAGGUCCCCGAAGAGUCGCGCGGCCCACCUAAAGCGCUGCUCCUCAACCAUGGGCGUGGCCCCCGCUGUGCUGCUGCAGGCUGUGCAGAGACAGGCCGCAGAGGGCCUGACCGACGACACCGGCAACCAACCUCAGCAGGUCGGGGGCUCCAAGCAUAAAGGCCCUACAGACACCAGCAUCCCCACCAGGAAGAAGCCCAAGAGGAAGCCUCCUGGCCUCGACGAAGACACCAUGGUGGCCCUGGCCCUCUCCCGCUCUCUCCUGGAGCAAGAGAGAGAGCGGGAGGGAGAAAUGCAGAGGGAGAUGGAGGGAGGUCAGCAGCACCUAGCCCUCCUCCCCCACUUUUCUCUGUCCCCACUGAAGUUGAGGGCUGAAACAAGUAAGGGGCGGGGCAAGAGGAAAAAGGGUGUGGCGUCUCGCCCCCCUCCUCUCCUCCUGGUCCAGGACCCAGAGGCAGCCUUGAGACGACUGCAGGAGCGAGUGACGACCCUCCUCCUUUGUCCCCGUGUUUCCUCGCCCCCCACGCCGACCCGCUGUCCCAGCUCCCUGACUUCCUGUAGUGGCACAACCCUCUGGCAGAAGAGCACACUGCCGGCUGGAGGGUCAAAGGAGAUCUCAGAGUUCUACACCCCAGAGUUAAGGGACAUCAUUGCGCCCUGGGUGUCUGGAAAGCUGGAUGUCGUCACACCCUCCAAGGCCAAGGCUGAUCCCUCUGACACUCAUUCUUCCAUAAGAGAAGGUACCCCCCUUACUGUGGAGAAUCAGCCGCCCUCCACCCAAGGAGCAGGAAACCUCCCCGUGAGCAGCCAGACCCUGUGUGACCUGAUGGAGUUAGCAGAGGAGGGGAUGACUCUCACACAAUGGGGCUACUCUGCUACAGGACCUGUCAAGGACAGGGUGAACUCCGCCUCAGACCUCCGCCUGAGUGGCUUUGUCCCCGAGAACACAGAUGAUCACCCGGACCUUUGCCUCAGUGGCUUCAUUCCAGAGAGGAGAGUCUCUGAAGACCACGGAAGGAAAUCUGUCUCUCAGCAUGUAGAAACAAACGAGAAAUCAGUGGCGCUGUCCAGGCUUGCUUCAGACCUGAGCAGCAUGGUGAACAACCCCCAGCUGAGUGACGUCCAGCUACAGGUGGACAGUGGGGAGGUCUACUUUGCCCACUCAUUCAUGCUGUACGCUCGAUGCCCCCUGCUGGCACAGAUGGUUCACGACAGCGGCUUUGGGGUGCAGGAAGAGGGGGUGCCCCCAGCCCAGAGGGUGUUGUUGGGGGACGUGGCGGGCCAGGCUGUGUGGAGCAUGCUCCAGUACCUCUACACAGCCUGCUGCCCACCCCUCUCACCGUCCUUGCUGCCCCACCUACAGGAGCUGGCGGUCAGGUUCGACCUGGAAGUGCUACAGCAGCUGUGCCAGCUCCACCCAGGGCAGACCCAGGGAGACCCGGAGGGGCAAGCGGGUGUAGACUACCUGGACCUGGAGCAUCCAACUGGGGGAGAGGAGGAGCACAGAGACAAGGUCUUCGCGGAGCUCCUCCGGUCCAUGUGGAACGAAGACGAAAAGGAGGAAGAUGAAGGGAGAGCAGAGGGAGAAGAGGAUGGCAGGACGGCGGAGGGGGAGCGACGUGAUGUGAUGUUAGAGGAGGGAGAGAUGAACGAAGAGAAAGUAAAUGAGGACGAGAUGGAGGAGAUAUACCAGUUCGCCGCCAGUCAGAGAAAAAAGGAUGACGGGAAAGAGCAAUUGGAUGAGGAAGAUGAGGAGGAAGGUGUGACAUUUUUCACAGAAACAGAAGAUCAGGAGGGUUCAAGUAGAAGUCACACAUUGGCUAAGGAAGCACAGGUGAUCCCAUUGAAAGCCCCCUCAUUGGCUGAACACCCAUUUAGUACCGAAGAAGGGAACAAACCAGAAGAUGCAGGAAGAGGAGACAUGGACUCGCACCAAGGAAGACCAUCUGAACCGAACAUCACAAGUCUGAGAGAGGUUUCAGACCGAUGCCCCCACCCCAUCCCUGACGGUGACCUCGACCUGAAGGUCAGUCUGGAUCGUAGCUACAACCGCCUCUUCUCCGACUCCUGGGGGGCCUACGAUACCCAGACUGAUCCCCGGUCCUCCCCGGCGUCGCCACCCAGAGCCAGCCCCAAACAUUCCCGGUCUCAGCACCCCAGGACCAAGGAGGAGGUCAUGAUGUGUCCAAAUCCCACCUACCCUCUUUCACCCCGUUCCGGGCCCUCCGAGGUGAGGGUAGACGGGUGUACGACUCAGCCGGAGGUCCCUACCCUCCAGGCCUCAGCCAGUAAAGUCAUUGACCUUACCUUCAGUCCCCCAAUGGUUCCUGGUGUCUCUACCCUGCCCAUCCGUGACUGCUCCCCGGGAGAAGUGGCUAACACUGGGGGACGAGGGAGGACUGAGGAGGUGGGGGGUGCGGUUGGGGUCAUGGUGCCUGUGUGUAUGUCGUCGUUCCAAGACAGAACCCAUUCUAGUCAAGAGGACUGUAAGACACACCGUCGGGGUCUUUCAAGUAGCUCUGCCUCCCUCUCUCCUCCUCACAGCAGCCAGCAGCCUGAGCUCAUAGUUCUGUCCGAUUCCAGUGAAGAAAUGGAGCUAGGAGAUCUAGCACCGGACGGUUCCCCCAGCACCCCUCCGAUACCCCUUCCCCGCCUCUCCCAGAACCAGCCAGACUACACCCGAAUAAGCACUCAAUCUAACACCAAGAAAUCCACCUUGAGAAACAAAUUAGUUGUGGAACCUGGGACACCCACCUCAAGAACCCAGUCAGACCCAGAUCCUGAGAAAUCCAGUUUGAAGGAGAAAGAGUCCAGUCCUGGUUCUGCUGGUCCGGAUCAGAGCCUGAUGGACUGUUCUGCAGAGCUGUCUUGGCUCAUUCCUGCCACUCCACCCAUGGUUUCCAAGACCUCCAGCUCCACACAGACAUUUAGCAGCAUGCGUCGCACACAGCUUUUUCCCAAGAACAACUUUUCCGUUUCCUCUGCUUCGGUUUUCUCAUCUCCCGUCCCCCCUUCCAAGCGAAGCCUCCAGACCUCCAACACAUCCGAUCCGCCAAAUUCUGCCCAGGCAGAGUCCUCAGUUUCCAGACAUAACCCGAACCACAGUGGGCCUUGGAGUUCCCGUCUGGGCGACAGCUCUUUUUGGAAAUACAAAUGUGGCGCGGUGAGUUCUAACCCGGCGGACAAACCCACUGAGCCCCCGGUGUUCGUGAUUCCCCCCUUCCAAAGGAAACGUUCCCGUCUCCCCAGUCAGAACACUUCUGUCUUAGCCCGCCCGCCACCAGACCCCUCCACCAAGGGGACCCCUCUCUAUGACGUCUCCCAGCCUUACAGCAGCACCCCCCUGCAUGCACACCUAACCAAGCCGCCUGCUCUGUCUUUGGCCUCACCUCUUCUCGGAGGCAGUAGGGGGGAGAGUGAGGCUAGCCAGAGAGGAAGCAAGGGGGAGGAGUCCCAGAGCCCAGGGAAGAGAGACAUUCUGGGGGAUUUGGGGUCCCUGUGCCUUUCGCUCUCCGAUCACUCUUCAUCCCCACCCAGAGUAGCAGCCCUAAGUCAGCCGACAGAGGGCAGUGGGUGCCCUAGCCGACACAGACACUCAGCCGAGUCUGCAUACUUCCACAGCCCGGGGGAUGGAGAGAAAGCGAGCGGGGUGACAGGGCGGUCUGACAAACCCAUGGAAAUGGAGGAACUGGAAAGGAGUGUGGCGAAAGAGAAAGACAAAAGGGGGGAACCUGAAGAGGUGGAGAGGUCCGGGAGUUUCCGACAGAGCUUCCUGGAGAUGGACGAGCCCGCCAUGGCCUUUGACGACUCCUGGGGCCUAGACGGGGGAGGGGACGCGGGCAUUGAGCCGUCCCAGCAGGUGUGCUUCAGUCUUCGGCUGGAGAGUAGCAGUGGUGGGGGGAGUCCUCCAGAGCAGGGCUACGGGGGCAGAGAGGUAGCGGGACCGUCCUCUACCUUGACCUCCUCUCCUCCUCCUAAAAGCCACACCACUCCCUCUACGCCCUCUCCACCUCGACCCAUCACACCCCAGGCCAACCCAGAGAUCAACGCUAGCCUUCUGGCCAACCCUGAGAUCAACGCUAGCCUUCUGGCCAACCCUGAGAUCAACGCUAGCCUUCUGGCCAACCCUGAGAUCAACGCUAGCCUUCUGGCCAACCCUGAGAUGUGGGAAGACUGGGGGGAUGACACGGAGGAGGCCCUGCCACUCUCUCAGAGGGUGAAUAACAUGGCCCUGACCAAGAGGGUGGCCCAGCUCAAGACUCCAGUGGUAUCCAGAAAAAAGGGUCAGCAAUGUCCCAUGGUUCCCAUCACCCCCAUGCCCUCCUACUCAGACAUGGACACCCCUGACCUCAAGAACCAGCUCAACAGGUUCGGGGUACGUCCUCUACCCAAACGCCAGAUGAUCCUGAAGCUCAAAGAGAUCCACCAGUACACUCACCAGGUCAUCAGCUCCGAAUCUGAGGACGAGGCCCCUUCCCUGGGUCGGCCCCCGCCCGUUGGGCCCCUAUCCACUGGCGGAGACCCCUCCAGGCCUGUGUCCUGUGCCCUGACGGGGAGGUUUAAAGAGCACAGGGUACCAGUGCCCCCUGCUGCCUCGUCUGGUGGGGAUGAGGGUCUGGAGGCUCUCUCUGCCUCUCAGGGUUCCAGUGCAUCUUCAACCGCACCCAGCGAAGCCUCUGACAGGUUCAACCCAGAGCGGUGCCUCUCGGGCGACGACUCGGACAGUGACUCCGCCCUCACGGCCUCCCAGGCCGUCUCCAGCCUCCAGGACCGGCUCGUCGCCAUCAGUCGUUUCAUCCAGUCGGACCCUCAGCUGUACGGGCAGAUCCUCCAGUACCAGCCCCUGGUCUUGUCAGACCUCCAGGUCAGACUCAAGGCUGCAGGUAUCCGGCUGGGAGCGGCCAAGCUACUAGACUACCUGGAUUCUCAGUGUAUUACGUUUACCACUGCCAAGCCAAGGGUUGGGGGAGAGAGGAAGGGACGGGGACGGGGGAGGAGGGGGUUGCAAGGUGGGAUCAGGGGGAGGAGGAGGAGAGGGGCGGCUCCUGUGCUAGAUUGAAGUAACCUCUGUAAGGUUUCAACGUUUUGGGACGUUUCUAUUAAUUUCACAGGUUUUCCCAAAAUCAAGAGGGAAGAAGCAGGAAAUCCAGAAUUGUCUUAUCGGGAUUUCUGCAAAAACAAAACGUAUUUUAGUGUCCUGAAUUUUGAAACCGUGGACCUGUUCAAAACAAAUGUGGAAAUCUUAAUGUGUUAAAUUAAGUUGUUGUAAGAUAUGGUUGGUUAUUGUUUUGACUUCAUUUAAAAUGUUGCGAC